CGCUGACGACUGAAAGCAGAUAUUACCAAAUUCUUCCGCUUUUUAUUUUCAUCAACCAUGAGGAUUUCUCACAAACUUGUUGCUGCCACCGUCUUUAUAGGAUCCGUUGCAGCAUACUCAUUGAACACUUCCGACCGCCGUACCUUCCUGAGCCAAACAGCAGCGGCUUCGGUAUCGCUAGUAGCUGCCCCAGGUGUUGCUAAAGCUGAUGGUCAAGAUACCUACAGCGAUUUCAUUACCACCGAAUCAGGGCUCAAAUACAAGGUGACGAAGGAAGGCACUGGCGCUGUCCCCGAGCCUGGGCAGACGGUGAAGGCCCAUUACACAGGAUGGCUCGAAGGAUUCGAAUCGCCAAAAAAAUUUGAUAGCAGCAGAGAUCGGAACCGUCCCUUCCAGUUCCGUGUUGGAGCUGGUCAGGUUAUUCGUGGAUGGGAUGAGUCGUUUGGUGCCAUGGCUGUUGGUGAGCGGCGCCAGAUUAUCAUACCUCCUCGUCUCGGGUACGGAGACCGCGGUGCCGGAGGUAUAAUUCCAGGCGGAGCGACUCUUUAUUUCGACGUUGAGCUAUUAGGGCUACUUUAAAGCUAGAAGCUUGGAAAUCAUCUCACAUUAAAAAUCCCUAAGAAGAGGUUCAUGAC
Phaeodactylum tricornutum CCAP 1055/1 is the source of this 635-nucleotide messenger RNA. RefSeq lists its product with no specific name. Gene Ontology annotation, cellular component: cytoplasm. NCBI's taxonomy places the organism in Eukaryota, Bacillariophyta, Bacillariophyceae, Surirellales, Neidiaceae. The record is from RefSeq and is a predicted model, not a curated record. The transcript is spliced from 2 exons. Bases 58 to 579 code for a protein of 173 amino acids. Gene Ontology annotation, molecular function: peptidyl-prolyl cis-trans isomerase activity. Gene Ontology annotation, biological process: protein peptidyl-prolyl isomerization.